This is a messenger RNA of Prosopis cineraria, 801 nucleotides long. RefSeq lists its product as uncharacterized. The transcript is spliced from 4 exons. The record is from RefSeq and is a predicted model, not a curated record. NCBI's taxonomy places the organism in Eukaryota, Viridiplantae, Streptophyta, Magnoliopsida, Fabales, Fabaceae. The coding region runs from base 244 to 531 and encodes 95 amino acids.
GUGAUAGUUUUCAUGUUUGAACUCAAAACCCUUGGAAGCUUGGGGAGAGAAUGCCAUUUCUGUGCGGACAAUAAUCAUAAAUUCAUUUCAGUCUUUCCCGUUCGCUCCGAAGUCCGAAGCCUAUAGAUACUGCCAGUCACCGGAGUGUUGUUCCGGCCACCGUUUACCAAAUUUUCAACAGAUUCAGUUAGCCAGACAACUCCGUUUCGAUACGGCCAAACGGAAGCGUGAUUUGCACGGGAGAUGGGCGAAUUAGGUGGUGCAUUUGGUGGCAACAGGGGACUCCGUCCAGUGCCUCCUGAGAAAGGAAUAUUUCCAUUGGACCAUAUGCAUUUAUGUGACCUGGAGAAGAAGGAAUAUCUCAGUUGUCUAAAGUCCUUUGGUCACAAGUCAGAAAAAUGCAGGCAAUUCUCAAAAAAAUACCUGGAAUGUCGGAUGGAAAAGAACUUGAUGGCAAAGCAAGACUUGGCUGAGCUUGGUUUUAAGGUAAGUAAUGCGGAAGCUCCUGGAGGAAAAAUUACUGAGGGUUGAUGGUCGAAGCCUGAGAAGAUUCACCCAUGAUAAUUUUGAGGAUUUUCCUCUUUUAUAGUUUAUGUGAUAAGCAAAUGCUGAUUGCGAUAGCAUUUUUUGGUGGCAUAAAGGAAAGCAGUAGUUGGAAGGAAGUUCAAAGAAUGAUUCAGCAAAAUAUGUGGAGGGGUAAAUUUUCUGAUUACCCUAGAAUUGGUGGUAACAAGAUUGGAAAUUUGAACCUCGCUGUCUUCAACACUCUGUUCUAAGUAGCUGAAAAAGUUUUUUUUUUUU